CCUUCGGCUCUCUGUUUCUCGAAUCCCCAAUCCUAUCGCGUCGAUCGAUCGAAUCGAAACAUUCCGCUCCCACUCCAGGAUUCGGUGGGACGGUGGCAGCACAUAUGCGCCCGCCGCGCGGCUCCCACCAUCGCUCGCACCGCUCGUGAGUCGUGACGACGAACACUUGGGAGUCUUCUAGCUUACCCGCAACCUCCUCCGGGAAACGCGAUCGCCGCCUCGAAGGAGCUGAGGAUCCAUCCAAGUUCUUCUGUCGUUCGAGGGAAGUUGAAGCAAAGGUGCAAGUAAAAAAUGUUUUACGGGGGAUAUGCUUACCAUGGCAACUCGUUUGAGCAAACGUACCGUUGCUAUCCAGCAUCCUUUUUUGAUAAGCCACACCUGGAAGGUGGCGAUAAAGUAAUAAUGCCACCGUCAGCCCUUGAUCGUCUUGCCUCCUUGCACAUCGAGUACCCUAUGCUAUUUGAGCUGCACAAUGAUGCAACCCAGCGGAUUUCACACUGUGGUGUUUUGGAGUUUGUGGCAGAAGAAGGCAUGAUCAUCAUGCCCUAUUGGAUGAUGCAAAACAUGCUUCUUCAAGAGGGUGACACUGUCCAUGUCAAAAAUGCAACUCUUCCCAAGGGCACAUAUGUGAAAUUGCAACCUCACACAACUGAUUUUCUGGAUAUUUCAAAUCCAAAAGCCAUCUUGGAAAAAACUUUAAGAAAUUUCUCCUGCUUAACCACGGGAGACAGCAUCAUGGUAGCCUACAACAACAAACAAUAUUAUAUUGAUAUCGUUGAAACAAAGCCUGCUUCAGCAGUUAGCAUUAUUGAGACAGACUGUGAAGUGGACUUUGCACCUCCUCUUGAUUAUAAAGAACCUGAGAAACCACGACAACCAACAGUUCCUGCAGGCAAGGCACCUGCUGAAGAUGGAAACACUGUAGUGGAGGAUGAACCAAAAUUCAAACCAUUUACUGGUUCUGGAAAGAGGUUGGAUGGAAAAGCCUCAAAACUGCAAUCAUCUGUGGGUCCUUCCACUGCACUUUCUGCACCUUCAGAUUCAAACAAAAGAGGAAACCAGCAAAUGUCAGCACCGGCAGCUUCGGGAGCUAGCAAUUACAGUCGACAGAAAACUGGAAAGCUUGUUUUUGGUUCAAGUGCAAGCAACAAUAAGGAACCACAAAAGGCUCCUGUUAAAGAGGAGGAACCCGCGAAAAAGGACGAGCCCAGGUUCCAAGCCUUCAGCGGGAAGAGCUACUCAUUGAAACGUUAGCUGCUACAAUAGCCUUACAAAUUUGUUGCUACCCUUUUGUUUCGUGCAUGGUGUUCUUGCACCUGGCCACCAUGUAGAUAUGACUAUAAAUUGAAUUAUGUAUGAUGGAAAUAUGGCCAUCUGUCCAUUUAAGCUCAAAAAAUUAAAACAGUGCUAUUAUCCUACUUUA
Messenger RNA from Sorghum bicolor (sorghum), 1423 nucleotides. RefSeq names its product ubiquitin recognition factor in ER-associated degradation protein 1-like. Lineage: Eukaryota; Viridiplantae; Streptophyta; Magnoliopsida; Poales; Poaceae. The coding region runs from base 292 to 1254 and encodes 320 amino acids. Gene Ontology annotation, molecular function: polyubiquitin modification-dependent protein binding. Gene Ontology annotation, cellular component: VCP-NPL4-UFD1 AAA ATPase complex. The record is from RefSeq and is a predicted model, not a curated record. The transcript has 10 exons.